Molecule: messenger RNA, 3769 nt
Organism: Heterocephalus glaber (naked mole-rat)
Lineage: Eukaryota; Metazoa; Chordata; Mammalia; Rodentia; Bathyergidae
Source: RefSeq, a predicted model, not a curated record
ACAGCGUCCCAGUUUCCGGUUCCGGCAGCACCAGGAUCCGAGUCGAGAUGGAGGAAGAUGCGACCGGAGGCUUCCAGUCGCUGGGAACGGGGAGUCCAGCUGGGGCUGCGCCCUAGAGGUCCGGGCGUGGAGUGCGCCUCAGACGCGGGGGAACCUCCGGGGUCUGAGAAGGAGCGUGAGAUUCGCUGACAGCGACGGAGCUGGCGAGGGGCAGAUCUGAGGACCCAGCAUCAGCUGCGGGGGGCCAGGACGGAAGAUGCAUAAAGGAGAGUGUCACAUGGAGUGCAUGGAGAGGCUGUCACGUGGUGUCUGUGAUGCGUGAUCCCGUGGGCACCUAAGGAAGACCAAAGAAGGCCGGUUCCUCAGGCGAGAUGGAGGACAAACGCAACAUCCAGAUCAUCGAGUGGGAACACCUGGACAAGAAGAAGUUCUACGUGUUUGGCGUAGCCAUGACGAUGAUGAUCCGCGUCAGCGUCUACCCGUUCACCCUCAUUCGCACGCGCCUGCAGGUUCAGAAGGGCAGGAGCCUCUACCACGGGACCUUUGACGCCUUCAUCAAGAUCCUGCGGGCAGACGGGGUGACCGGCCUGUACCGGGGCUUCCUGGUCAACACCUUCACCCUCAUCUCUGGCCAGUGCUACGUCACCACCUACGAGCUCACCCGGAAGUUUGUAGCCGACUACAGUCAGAGCAACACAGUCAAGUCCCUGGUGGCUGGCGGCUCGGCCUCCCUGGUGGCCCAAAGUAUCACGGUGCCCAUCGACGUGGUGUCUCAACACCUGAUGAUGCAGCGCAAGGGCGAGAAAAUGGGCCGCUUCCAGGUGCGUGGGAACCUAGAAGGACAGGGGGUCGUUGCCUUUGGCCAAACCAAGGACAUCAUCAGGCAGAUCCUGAGGGCCGAUGGGCUUCGAGGCUUCUACCGAGGCUACGUGGCUUCGCUACUUACCUAUAUCCCAAACAGCGCCGUCUGGUGGCCCUUCUACCACUUCUAUGCAGAGCAGCUCUCGCACCUGUGCCCUAAGGAAUGUCCACACAUCGUCCUCCAGGCCGUCUCCGGGCCCCUGGCUGCCGCCACUGCCUCCGUCCUCACCAACCCCAUGGACGUAAUCCGGACCCGUGUGCAGCAGAACCAGCCCCUGACUCCAGUCUGGCUCCCCACCUGCACCCGAGGCAGAGGCAGAGCCAGAGCCAGAGCCAGGAGGAGCAGAGGGGCUCUGACCGCCGUGGGCCGUGAUCCGCCACCUGUGGACUUUUGCAGGUUGAAGGCAAGAGCUCCAUCAUUCUAACCUUCAGACAGCUGAUGGCGGAAGAGGGGCCCUGGGGCCUCAUGAAGGGGCUCUCGGCCAGGAUCAUCUCAGCCACGCCCUCCACCAUUGUCAUUGUGGUGGGCUACGAGAGCCUCAAGAAGCUCAGCCUGCGUCCCGAGCUGGUGGACUCCAGGCACUGGUAGACGCCGAGGCUGAGCAGCUUGCGUUUCCCACACUACUCCGGGCUAGGGCAAAGCAGGGAGCGAGUGCACUCUCCUCCGAUGUCCCCCGGCCACGUGGCCGGUCCAGGACGGGGCGGAGCCUGUGAACUGCUCUUGCUGAAGAGGUUCCACGCCUGGCCCCCUGCCCCUGCUAUUUUUAAUUCUCCUGAACUGGGCCGCCUCAUGCAGUCCCCGUGCUCCAUCCGACCGACCGAGGAUCUCACCCCACCUCCAUCCUGCUGGCUCCUCCCUCUUCCUGCUGCACGGUCCUGAGAUGCUGAGAAGGGCCUCGAACUCAGCCUGCUUACUACCACUGGUUCCAGCCCACAUGCCUAAGCAGCUGCUCCCAGCCCUCCCGCUUCAUCUCUUACACCUGCUUUUUAAAAUCUGGGACUGACCUUCUGUUCCCUGCCUCUUGGGGCAAGUGCCCAGGCACCUUUGCACAGGGACUGUGGCUCUGCAGAGCCCUCGUCCUCUCUAGAGGAGUCGUUAGGGUAGGGACAAAAGUGAAUACUAGUUUAUUUUUUGUGUGUGUUUUUUAAACAUCUGUGAACUAAGCUAUGGUCUUAGUCCUGCUGUCAGAGCCUACCCUUCCUCAGACAGGUAGAAAUGUCAUAUAGCUUCUCCCUUGACCCGUUUCCUGUCCUGUAUCCUUUCAGCAUCCCAUUGGUCCCAGCAGCCCUGAGCUGUUGACUUCCCCAGGGCCAGGGGACUACAGUGGGAGGGACAGGCUGUCUGGGGCACACUGGAGUUGGAGCACCAUCUGGAAAAGUCUGGUUGAGAGAGCAGUUGGUUUGCAAAGCAACAAGAGGCCACAUGUCACCUACCACUUCUCCUCAGGCCACUGAGCCAAGCCUAGGAGAAAAUGGUGGAGGUUCUCACCACAGGCAGCUGAGGGACACACGACACCCCAGUCGCCAGACUGGGCACAGAGUUGUCUCACCAUGCAAGUUUUUGAGGUGUGGAAUGUUGUUUUCCUCUCCCUGGAUAUGAAAUCUUCCUCGACACAGCACCCAUGCUUGCAAGAGAAUAAGGAAAGUUCAGGAAGUUGCCCAAUACUAGGACCACCGAGUUCACCAGCCAGAUACUGCCGAGAUCAUCUGCAGUCGCCGUCCUCGGGAGCCGGGAGGUGGCGCUCCUUCCCUGCGUCAUCCUCCCCACUCCACCUCCUCCACCAAGCCUGGGUGGCGGGCUGAAAGCUGCCAUAAAUGGAAUGAGAGGAAGGCAGUCAGUGCCUUCCUAUUUGAGAUAUUUGGCCUGAAAGAUAUUUAAACCUUUUUAAUGGUCCCACUCUGGGAAAGGCCAUGGUGCCAAUUUGAAAGGUGCUAGUUACCUGAAGCCUUGAUUUCUUAUGGCUGCGCCUCGUUCUUCCAUCCUGGCCAGGGAGAAACCUGAAAACCGUAUUUCUCUACCUUCACCGCUACCGCUCCCCACCUGGACCCAUCUUUAAGGCUUUUCUCCCAUUCACUUCUCUUAUUUUUUCUUUGUCCCUUCAUGCACUUUGUCAAGAGAGCCCUUCAAUUUCUACUCACAAAUGGCUGUCCCAAGAGUUGAGCCCACAGAUCAUUUGAUUCUUCUGUCCCUCGUCCACCCUAAGAACCUCCAUGUAUCAUGGCAGCAAAGGCCCUCCUCUUGGAGCUUUUCCUGUUAAGACCUUUGGAGAUUGGUUUUCUCCCAUCUUCCCUCCUUCCCUCGGUGGCAGAGUGGGUGAAGCAUCACGGACAGGCCGGGCGUGGUGGCACAAGCCGGGAAAUCCCAGCACUUGGGAGUCUGGAGCAGGGGCUCACAAGUUAGACCGAGGCCGCUCUGGAAGUACAGACAGCCGUGUUUCUCUCUGCCGGACUCCUUUCCUUCGGAUUCAUUUUUCCUGCACAGUAUUUCAGUCCUUUCUCUCUUAUUCAUUCAUACUCAUCCUCCCUCCCUCUCCCUUCCCUCUGUUUAAGAGGAUGCUCUGUGUGGAACUAAAGAACUAAAGGGACUCCCGGUAUUAAGUUGAGGGACCGGGAAUGGGUUUUAAAUAUGUCUGGGUGGGGAUGGGACAGUGGCCUUCUGUUUUCCUAAAACUGGAGACCAAAGCAGCUGGAAGUUUUAAUGUGUUGGUAACCAAAACUAAAAAGACAAAAACAACACUUGGAGAGCCUGGGGGAGACAGGCAACCUGAUUGGAGUACUGAAGGACGGGGAUGGAAAUGCAGGUUCAUUUAAAAUGCUAACAUGGACUCUUGUGAACACUGUACUAGCGAAUAUUCUCUGUUGCACUGUACGAAGUCUCUGAAGUGUAAUUAAAAGUUUUUAUUCAGCC